Messenger RNA from Cornus florida, 1278 nucleotides. RefSeq names its product protein JINGUBANG-like. The record is from RefSeq and is a predicted model, not a curated record. Bases 1 to 1278 code for a protein of 425 amino acids. Gene Ontology annotation, molecular function: protein binding. The transcript has a single exon. NCBI's taxonomy places the organism in Eukaryota, Viridiplantae, Streptophyta, Magnoliopsida, Cornales, Cornaceae.
AUGGAGGUACAAACUUGGCUUGCAAUUGACUUAUCAGCCUCCUCAAGUGACCAAACCACUGGUUCUGAAAUGCAAAGCACCUCAACUAUUUCUCAAGAAACAAACAGUUUCACUAGUCCUGAAACCAAUUCAUCUCCAUCAAAUCUAUCUCACAAAACCCUAAAACCCUCCAUCUCUCACCUCUGCAUUGCCACUCUCAAAACCCUAACCCCACAAAUCAGCUGCCUCGCCGUCCACAACCACGCCCUCUACGCCGCAUCCAUCAACCAAAUCAACGUCUUUGAUCUAACAAACCAUGCCCUCAUCGACACAUUCAGCUCCGAUGAUCCCCGUUCCGGUGUGGUCAAGUCCAUUGCAUUCGGAAAUGGGAAAAUCUUCACCGCUCAUCAAGACUGUAAGAUCAGAGUGUGGCGAAUUUCACCAUCUAAACGGCACCGUUUAAUGUCCACUCUUCCUACAGUUAAAGACCGUUUAUACCGUUGCAUUUCUCCGAUGAACUAUGUCCAAGUCCGGCGUCACGUGAAACGGUUGUGGAUAGAACAUGUGGAUGCCAUUUCGGGUUUAGUGAUUAAUGAUGGUUUAAUAUAUUCAGCGUCAUGGGACAAGAGUUUUAAGGUAUGGAAAAUGUCGGACCAACGUUGUUUGGAGUCCAUUAAAGCCCAUGAUGACGCCGUUAAUGCCGUUGCCGUCUCUGGUGACAGCCUGGUGUACACCGCAUCGGCGGACGGAAAGAUUAGGGUUUGGGAGAGAGGUGAUGGAGAGAGAAGGGGUAUGCAUGUGUUGAUCACUACGUUAGAGAAGCAUAAAUCAAGUGUCAAUGCGCUUGCAUUGAAUGGUGAUGGAUCGGCGUUGUUUUCGGGCGGUGGUGACCGUCUGAUCUUAGUGUGGGAGAGGGAGGAGGGUGAUGAUCAUAAUCACAUGAUGGUUGCAUGGUCGUUGAGUGGGCAUGGAGGGGCUGUACUGUGCCUAAUGUGUGUUGAUGAUGUGUUAGUGAGUGGGUCAUCGGAUCGGACGGUUAGGGUUUGGCAACGUGGCACUGAUGGUGGAUUUUGUUGUGUGACAGUGUUGGAAGGACAUGUGAAGCCGGUUAAGUCGUUGGUGGCAGUUUCCGGUGGCAGCGUUUCGACUGGCGGUGGCCGCGUUUCGACUGGCGGUGGCGGCGUAAUGGUCUAUAGUGGAAGUCUUGAUGGUGAGGUUAAGGUGUGGCAAGUCAUGGUUUCUGAUGUUAGUAGCGAGUCACCAGCUUCAUAUAAUCUGAGAUUGACCCGUGAUGUUUAA